Nematostella vectensis (starlet sea anemone) is the source of this 3085-nucleotide messenger RNA. RefSeq names its product hepatocyte growth factor-regulated tyrosine kinase substrate. The transcript is spliced from 17 exons. The coding region runs from base 129 to 2822 and encodes 897 amino acids. The record is from RefSeq and is a predicted model, not a curated record. Gene Ontology annotation, molecular function: ubiquitin binding; phosphatidylinositol binding; metal ion binding. Lineage: Eukaryota; Metazoa; Cnidaria; Anthozoa; Actiniaria; Edwardsiidae.
GCAGCCCGACGUCAUCGCAGGAAGUAGAGAAUCCGCCAUGUUUUAUUGAAGUCUCUGAACCGACGCAAGUGUAUACUAUUGCUCUGAAUUUUCCAAAUUAUACCAAAUCCAGAUAACUUCUAAUUAUCAUGGGAGUCUUCUCUGGUUCCUCAACCUUUACGGGACUUCUAGAACGAGCGACAAGCCAGCUUCAACUUGAGCCGGACUGGGCUACAAUUCUUCAAAUUUGUGAUAGUGUCAGGCAGCAAGAUGUCUCGCCCAAGUUUGCUGUCUCUGCCAUCAAGAAGAAAAUGUUUGAUCGCAAUCCACAUGUCGCAAAAUAUGCGCUUACCGUGUUAGAAGCAUGCAUGAAGAACUGCGGUUCUAUAAUCCACGAUGAAAUUGCAACCAAGGAUUUUAUGGAUGAGAUGAGAAAUCUGAUCAAGAAUGGUGCCGACCCGGUGAAAGAUAAAGUGUUAGGUCUAAUCCAGACGUGGUCACAUGCUUUCCGUAACGAACCAAAAUACAAGAUUGUGCAGGACACCUUCAACCUUAUGAAAAUGGAGGGCUGCAAGUUUCCAGCCUUCAAUGAAAGCGAUGCCAUGUUCUCAGCAGAUUCUGCCCCAGCAUGGGCUGAAGGAGAUGUUUGUCACAUGUGUCGCGUGAAGUUUGGAACCUUUAUCAGACAGCAUCAUUGCCGUAACUGUGGCCAGGUGUUCUGCAAGAAAUGCUCUUCCAAGGAAUCCAUUAUUCCUCAAUUUGGUAUUGAGAAGGAAGUCAGAGUGUGUGACCCCUGUUACUUAAAGAUCAAUCCUAAUAGCAAAACUGCACAGACAAAGCCAGAGCCUUCAACAUCAGGAGGUGCUGAGAAUGAGCUCCCCCCUGAGUACCUGAAUAGUCCCCUUUUUAAAGAAUCACAGGAGCCUCCCAAGAAGAAUGAGCGCGACCUGCAAGAGCAAGAAGAGGAGGAGCUACAACUAGCCAUGGCCCUCUCCUUGUCACAAGACGAAGCACAGAAAGAGGUAAGACCAAGUCCCAAGUCCUCGUUGUAUGGCAGCCCUGAUUCCUACUCUCCCUCUGAGGCACCAAGGCACAAGCCAGCAAGCCAGUUCUACAAUGCUGUCGUGGAAUCAGAUGGUGGUGGCGAUCAGCCUGUGGACCCAGAGCUUGCUAGAUACCUGAAUCGCUCUUACUGGGAGGACCGUAAGGGCAGGACCUCACCCUCAGCACCUGAGGCACAGAUGAACAACAGCAGGGUGCCAUAUUCAUCCCACAUUGAGAAUAAAGUAACUAAAGGCAAAAAGAAAAAGAAGAAAGAUAAUUUCUACAAGUUCACUCCUCAGCCUCAAGCUAUCCAGGAACCCGAGGUGAAUGACCAGGAAACCAAUGGUGACUUGGAAACUGACCAGAGUUCUGAGACGCUGGUCAACAACUUCCGCAGCAGCGUGGAGAUGUUGAUGGAACGAAUGCAGGAUAUAUCUGGAAAAGGGAAGCACGUUGCCAUGGAUGCCACAGUCCAGUCAUUAUUUCAGACCGUCAGUGCGAUGCACCCACAACUCUUACGGUUGGUCGAGCAGCAAGAACAGGAGACUGGGAAAUACGAAGGAAUCCAGGAAAGACUUGGUCUGGUAAAGGAAGCACGUGCUACGCUUGAGGGGGCACGCGAAGCGCACAGAGAGAAGCUCCGGCAGCAGGAGCUGGAGCAGGACAUGCUCCGCCGCAUGCAGAUCGAGCAGAAGCUGGAACUAAUGCGGCAACAGAAAGCAGAGUACCUCGCCUACCAGCAGCGAAUCCAGGCAGAGCGGCAGAUUGCACUGGAGCAGCAGCAGCAACAGCUACGGUAUCAGAUGGUGCCUCCUUAUGGUGCACAGUACCCUGCUCCGCCCCCUGACGGCAGCCCCUAUUCCUCCAUGGUGUAUGCCCCUCCAGCUGGGAUGCAGCCUCCUCAAUCAGGCAGCGGGGCCCCACCUGCUAUGCCGCCACCUGUGGGUGCUCCAGGCGGACAGCCAUCGUAUAGUCAUCCAAUGCCUCAGGGGUAUGCCCCUCAGGGGUACCAGCCGGAGUAUGGAGGGCAGUCCAUGCAGCCUCCGCCGCCAAAGACAGAGGGCGUGCCGUCACAGGAGUAUCCCCCUGGUUAUGGGGUGGAAGGACAGGAAUCACAGCCCCCUCUAUCUGAGUACCAGCAGCAGCCGACUAUAUUCGAGCAGCCUCUUGGUAUUUACUCCUCGCCACAGUCGAUGAACCAAGGCCAACCCUCACAGGGGUACAAUGCCCAGCGUAACUCAGCAACAACACCCUCACCCCAGCAGGCAUACACCUCUCCGCCUAGCUCAGCCCCAGCACCACCGCCCCCGCAGUACAACCAGGCAUCGAUGCAGCAGCUACAGUACGGUGGCCCGCAGCAGUACCAACACCCUCAUGCCAACACCCCAUCACCCACCCCGCACCAGCAAUACCAACAUCCGCAGAACGCCGGCCUGCCUGCGGACAACACCUACAACCCGUCCCCUCAGGGGGACCCCAACCAGGGCGGGCAGCAGCCAGGGUAUGGCGCCCCGCCCACUCAAGGAGGGCCACCCCAAGCACAGCCACCUCCGCAUGCACCACCAGGGCAGGCGCAUUACCAGCAGCUAGGAGCAGCAGCACCCAAUCAGGGUGGCUACCACCCUCAGCAGCAGCCGCCGCCGCCCCAGGGGUAUGAGCCCCAACCGCAGUACCAACCUCAAGGGCCGCCCCAGUACUACGGUGGACCACCGCCUCAGCAACAGCAGCAACGGCAGCCUCAAUCUGGGCCGCCGCCACAGAGGCAAAUGUCCGACUUAGAGCUUAUCUCGUUUGAUUGAUUCCUAAGCCAUUGUCAAAUUCGCUACAUUUUUAAGUUUCCGUCAAUGCAAUAAUGUUUUAUUUAAUCUUCUGAUGUCUCAGGUGUCUCAGAGUCUGAACGCCAAGUUCCUUACUUUGAAAUGUUUGCACGCCAUAGAGCUCUUGUUUGGAAGGCAGAAUUGGGAUGUAUAAUCUAUGAUUAUAUGAUGGAGAUCCUCAAUAAACUUCUUAUCUGCAUGAAUGUAAAUAUAGCUAGUGAAAUAAAGACGCAUAAUGCAAUUGA